UGACGACGCAGAGUGAUGCUGGAAAUGGUUGUUCGAUGCGAUCACACAUUUGUUUGCGCCAUUCAUUCCUUAAUUGCUGACGUGUGAUUAAUCGAUUAUACAUGGAUUCCAAUUAUAAUCUUCGAUCGCCAGCGGUCAAACGAAUUCUUCGUGAGGCAAAAGAAAUGGAACAGCCUACACAUGAAUAUUAUGCACGACCACUUGAGGAUAAUAUAUUCGAAUGGCAUUUCACUGUACGUGGAGCAUGUGAUUCGGAUUUUGCUGACGGUCUUUAUCAUGGCCGAAUCAUUCUGCCAAGCGAAUAUCCAAUGAAACCGCCUUCUAUUAUAAUGCUCACACCGAAUGGUCGUUUUGAAUUGAACAAAAAAAUCUGUCUUAGCAUUUCGGGCCAUCAUCCAGAGACGUGGAUGCCUAGCUGGUCGAUACGUACUGUUUUGUUGGCCAUUAUUUCAUUCAUGCCUACACCAGCACAGGGUCAUAUCGGUGCCCUGGAUUACAGUGGCGAAGAACGACGUAUUUUAGCUCGUAAAUCACGCCAUUGGAAAUGUGAUCUAUGUGGAACAAUUAUUCAUCAUCUUAAGCCAACCACCGCCAAUCAUACCAUUAUGGAGAAUAGACCAUCAAACGUAUCGACAACAAAUUCAGGUUCAAUUAUAGAACCAGUUAACGUUGAUGUUCAACACCAAAAUUAUUCAAAUUGGUCAUCAUGGUCUGCGUUGGUGGUAUUAUAUUAUUCUGUAGUGAUGCUCAUUAUUGGCCUAUUAAUUCGUCGUUUACUAUCUCAUAUUUGAUUCCAUUUAUAACUGUGUUAUUUGAUUAUGAUUUUUUGUUUGU
Messenger RNA from Dermatophagoides pteronyssinus (European house dust mite), 834 nucleotides. RefSeq names its product ubiquitin-conjugating enzyme E2 J1-like. The record is from RefSeq and is a predicted model, not a curated record. Lineage: Eukaryota; Metazoa; Arthropoda; Arachnida; Sarcoptiformes; Pyroglyphidae.